AUGAAGCUCCUUACCAACAUCCUCGGUGUUGUCUUGUGCAGUGCCGUUGCCGGCACUGCACAGGCACCUGGCUCACAGCAAACUCCCGACAUCGAAGUUCCGAAAGCCCAACCCAGUAUCGACGCGCUCCGCGAGAAGGUUACCUGCCAGUGUAUCAGGUACUGUUUCGAUGGACUCGCCGAAGAAGACGAAGAUCCUGCUGAAUGGACUCGUGCGAUUGGUUGUGCAUACACAUGCGGCAUCAUGAAAGUUCCAGACGAUCGCUUGAAAUACAUGCUUCACUAUGGUUGGGCGACGGAGGGGUUUAGUAGGGCAACCAAAUACUAUGGCAGACAAGCCUCCUGGCUGCGGGAUCUCCUUGAUGAGGACAUUCGAUAUCCGUCUGCGGACCCAUACAAGCACUACGGACAAAUUUUGGAAGAUUUCGAGAAGCUGGAGAGAACGUUCACCCUGUAUGCGACAGAUGAGAUGAAAGGACUAGGAAGAAGGGGGAAUUCCGAAGAGGAUGUCAAACGAACUGCCGCGCUGAGUGAUGGACCGUUUGAGUCAAUGCCAGCAAACGAAGGCACUGACGCUCCAUCGUACGGAGAUCUCCUUGAUAGGGACAGUGAUUCGCCGUCUGAGGACGAGGACGAGGAUGCGGAAUAUGAGGAAUUUCUGAGCAGCAAUUGGGAAUAUGCCGACAAUAUCAGUGCCUUGUGGAAAUCUGAUAGGAUGUAUGUGGUGGAAGUCCCGGAAAAGACAGAUCCAUCAGCAGAGGGUUCCAAGCGAUAUUGGUUGCAUACGUAUGACGGUCGGAAAUACGGGCCGUACGACAUCAAAUAUUGGGCAUAG
Alternaria hordeiaustralica is the source of this 834-nucleotide messenger RNA. RefSeq lists its product as uncharacterized. The transcript has 4 exons. The record is from RefSeq and is a predicted model, not a curated record. The coding region runs from base 1 to 834 and encodes 277 amino acids. Lineage: Eukaryota; Fungi; Ascomycota; Dothideomycetes; Pleosporales; Pleosporaceae.